Molecule: messenger RNA, 1630 nt
Organism: Vitis riparia (riverbank grape)
Lineage: Eukaryota; Viridiplantae; Streptophyta; Magnoliopsida; Vitales; Vitaceae
Product: UBP1-associated protein 2B-like
Exons: 2
Coding region: 132-1322 (396 amino acids)
Molecular function (GO): RNA binding
Source: RefSeq, a predicted model, not a curated record
GUGAAAGAGAAAAAAUAAUAAUAAUAAUAAUAAUAAAGCGAUGAAUGCAGAAGAGAUUAAUGGAAUAAAGCUUCGCCCUUAUUUAUAUAAACUCUAUAAUCUUCUUCCAGAAAUUUCUUUUGAAUUUGGCAAUGGCCAAGACCAAGAAAUCGAAGAAGCAAAAGCUCACUAAAAAGACUCCUAAGAAGAUCGAGAAAAAGCUUAAAUCCAAGAAGGUGGAAAAAGCCCUAGCCACCAAACCUUCCGAUUCCGACUCCGAUUCAGACUCCGGCUUCGACAAGCUCCAGAAACUUCUCGAACCUUACUCUAAGGAUCAACUCAUAGGCUUUAUUUCCGAUGCCGCCGCCUCCGAUUCCUCUCUCUUCCAGCGCAUCCGCGAAACCGCCGAUCGCGACGUCUCUCACCGGAAAAUCUUCGUCCACGGCCUCGGUUGGGACACUACUCGCGAAACCUUGCUGGCGGCGUUUGAACCCUAUGGCCAAAUUGAGGACUGCAAUGUCGUCACGGAUCGGAAUACUGGAAAGGCCAAGGGCUAUGGAUUCGUUCUCUUCAAGACGCGCCAAGGUGCUGUCAAGGCGCUGAAGCAGCCGGGGAAGAAGAUUAAUAACCGUAUGACGCAGAGCCAGCUCGCGUCGAUGGGUCCGUCGCCUCCGCCGCAGAGCCAGGACACCGUCGGCCGGAAGAUCUACGUGAGUAAUGUUCAGGCCGAUGUGGAUCCUGAGAGAUUGCAGUCGUUCUUUGCGAAGUUCGGGGAGAUCGAGACCGGACCAAUCGGGUUCGACACGCAGACUGGGAAGUCGAGGGGGUUUGCGCUUUUUGUGUAUAAGAAUCAGGAAAGCGCAAGGAAGGCUCUAGAAGAUCCGUACAGGAUAUUUGAGGGGCAUCAAUUGCAUUGCCAGAAGGCAACGGAGGGAAAGAACAAGGUCCCGGCACAACCGCAACCACAGCUGGCAGCGGUUGCUGCGACGCAGAAUUUCAUGUUAAGCCAGCAUCCAACUCUCAAUACGUUUUACAGUGGGUUGCUCGCCCAUCCGAAUGCAAGUAUGAUUGGGGCGGCGGCGGUUAAUCCGGCGGUAGCAGGAGCUAUGAACCCGGGCGUGAUUUCGUCGAGCCAAGUUGGUUCGGUCAUUGGUAGUGUGGAAGGUUUAGGAGGGUAUGGGACGCAUGGGGUGGCUGGUUUUGGGGGGACUCCUUCAGUGCUCGGCCCUCCAAGUCUCGGUCUGCAGCAUGCCUACCCGAGUACACAGCUCGGGCAAUCUUCGGUGGGUAGGGUUCAAGGGACUGGUGUUGGGACUUUCGGUGGUUACCCGUCGUAUAUGUGAUGAAGUGCAGCUGAGCUUGAGGAAUGAUGUCCAUGCGAUCCUGGAGAAUGUUUAUCUAAGAGCCUUUUCUGGAUCAAUUGCUCAGUUGUGGAAGUUUUGCUUAUAGGAAGAAACUUUUAACUUCGGUUAAUUUUCUUGUGGUCCAUACCUUUUAUGGUUCAGCCAAGCUCAACUAGAACUUGGUAGACCAUUUCUCUUCUUUUUCUUUGCUUCCCAUGUUUCUUUCUUUAGCCUCCUUAUCUUCUUUUACUUGGCAACACACUGUUGUUCUUUUAAGUAAUUUUGAUUUCUCCAUAUUUUCUGCUACA